Molecule: messenger RNA, 1392 nt
Organism: Kogia breviceps (pygmy sperm whale)
Lineage: Eukaryota; Metazoa; Chordata; Mammalia; Artiodactyla; Physeteridae
Gene: ZC3HAV1L
Product: zinc finger CCCH-type containing, antiviral 1 like
Molecular function (GO): metal ion binding
Source: RefSeq, a predicted model, not a curated record
GUUUGUAGUCGUGGACGUGACUGGGAGGAGUCGGCCCGCCUCGGAUUUCCGCACAGGGUGCCGGGCCGCGACCAUGGCGGAGCCCACGGUGUGCUCGUUCCUCACCAAGGUGCUGUGCGCCCACGGCGGCCGCAUGUUCCUGCAGGAUCUGCGCGGCCACGUGGAGCUCUCGGAGGCCCGGCUGCGGGACGUGCUGCGCCAGGCCGGGCCCGACCGCUUCCUGCUGCAGGAGGUGGAGGUGCGGGAGGACCCGUGGGACGCCGAGGCUGAGGUGGCGGCCGGCGAGAGCGGCGCGGGCGGCGGUGGCGGCCCCUCGGCCUGGCGGGUGGUGGCUGUGUCCUCCGCGCGGCUGUGCGCUCGCUACCAGCGCGGCGAGUGCCAGGCCUGCGACCAGCUGCACCUCUGCCGCCGCCACAUGAUGGGCAAGUGCCCGAACCGCGACUGCUGGUCUACCUGCACCCUUUCUCAUGAUAUCCACAUACCUGUCAACAUCCAAGUCCUGAAAAACCAGGGACUGUUUGGUCUCAAUGAGGCCCAGCUUCGGAUCCUUCUUUUACAGAAUGACCCCUGCCUUUUACCAGAGGUCUGUUUGCUCUACAACAAAGGUGAAGCCCUGUAUGGUUACUGCAACCUCAAGGAUAAAUGCAACAAGUUUCACGUGUGCAAGUCCUUUGUCAGGGGAGAGUGCAGGCUGCCGAAGUGCAAGCGGUCUCAUCAGCUAAUUCACGCCACAUCCCUGCAGCUGCUGCAGGACCAAGGACUGAAUAUUCCAAGUGUCGUUAAUUUUCAGAUAAUUGCUACCUACAAGCACAUGAAGCUGCACAAGAUGCUUGAAAAUAAAGAUAAUUCAGCUUCUUCUGCUGAGCAUUCCCAGGGCCUUGAGAAACAAGGAGUACACGUAGCUAGGGCUGCAGAGGCCAGUCCUCUGGUCUCUGGCCCUGCUGAGUCAGUCAAGAAGCCAUGUGCAGGUAAACCUUAGAGGACAUCAGUGAAAUAAGAAGAAUGUUGUCCAAUUGGAAGGUCUGAAAAGAAAGCUUCUGUUGAGAUAUAAUUUGUAACCAUUCAUUCAUUUAAUCGUUUAUUAAUAAUAGCCAUAAUGAUACCUACCUCACAGGUGGUGGUGAGAAUUAAAGAAGAUGGAAAAGGAGAAAAUUCCAGAUUGGGAGGAUAAAAUUGGGGGUGCAUGGUUGAGGAUGAGGUUAGACAUUGAACAGGAAAAGGGAGAGUAAAACCUGAGAGUAGAUGAGGUCAGUCCUGGGCAAAUCCUGUGGUUCCUGAGAGCUUUUUUCCCCGGCUGGCCGGCCAGACCUCUUAAAGAGGCUCCUGCGGACUUGUUCUGGAACCCAGCCAAGUGCUUUCUGUACGCCCAUAUACAUAGGUUUGUUUUUUGUU